This is a messenger RNA of Echinostoma caproni, 3510 nucleotides long. The record is from the annotation of a GenBank genome assembly. NCBI's taxonomy places the organism in Eukaryota, Metazoa, Platyhelminthes, Trematoda, Plagiorchiida, Echinostomatidae.
AUGCGGCUAAAACAUUUGAAGACAAUUGUUCCACCUCAACCGACAGAUGCUCGCAUUUGUGCAAUUGCUUGGUCUCCAAAUAAUAAAAAGUUGGCCAUCUGCGGCUUAGACAAUGUGAUCACUCUGUUUGAUGAGAAUGGAGAACGCCGUGAACGAUUUGCUGCGAAACCACUUGACCCGAAGACAGGUAAACGUGGAUUUGUGAUCAAAGGAAUGGUAUUCUCCCCGGACUCAACUAAACUUGCAGUCGCUCAGUCCGAUCAAAUAUUAUUUGUCUACAAAUUGGGAGAAGGGUGGGACGAGAAAAAAGCAAUAUGUAGUAAAUUUCCGCAGCAGAACCCAGUUACCUGUCUGAUGUGGCCUCCGGGUCAACCGAUUAUAUGCGGUCUUGCGGACGGAAAAGUUCGAGCGGCCAAUGUGAAAAGCAACAAGUCAUCUACAAUCUACAAUGUGGAAUCGUAUGUGGUUGCAUUGGCUUUAAAUGGAACCGGCAAAGGUUUUGUCUCUGGACAUGCAGAUGGGAAAAUUGUUCGUACAGGUGAUUCACAGGGUAAGCUGGCAGUUCAUCCCACCGCCCCAUAUGCGCUAACCUGGGCCGGAUCUAGCAUUCUCGCAGGGGGUUGUGACCGUCGAAUCUAUGUUUACGGACGAGAUGGGCGAGUGGUGCAACAGUUUGAUUAUAGCCGUGAAGAUAUGGAAAAGGAAUUCACGGUAGCCGUGGCCAGUCCAAGUGGUCAGUCAGUCGCCUUUGGCAGCUUCGAUCGGAUCAGGUUGUUCGCUUGGAGCUCUCGCAAAACAUGCUGGGAGGAGUCAGAACCGAAACAAAUCACUAAUUUGUACACAAUCACAGCAAUGGCUUGGAAACGGGAUGGAUCCAAACUGACUGUAGGCACAUGGUGUGGCGGAGUGGAACACUUUGACUGUUGUCUAAAGCGUCAACGGUACAAAAAUAAAUUUGAAUUGAACUACGUCGGUCCAAGUCAAGUGAUUGUCAGAAACUUGAAGACAGAGGAGAAAGUUGUAUUGCAAUCGUACUUUGGCUACGAGAUUGAUGAAGUUAAAGUGAUGGGUGAAGAUCGAUACUUAGUUGCGCACACAUCAGACACAUUAAUGCUCGGCGAUUUGCGUGAGAAUCGUCUGAGUGAGGUUCAUUGGAAUACGAAGGGGACAAAAGCGGAAUUCUAUUUUGGUUAUCCAAAUUUUUGUAUAAUUUUCGGUCAAGGCGAAUUGUUUGUAAUCGAGUAUGGGGUGAAUGAGAUUUUGGGUUCUGUAAGAACCGAAUUCACCAACCCGUAUUUGGUUAGUGUACGUGUGAACGAACGACGAUUAGCCUCGGGUGAGGCGAAUAAGAAAAUUGCUUACAUGUUGGACGGGAAAACCAUUGCCAUAAUGGAUAUGCUCACGGGAACCCAUAUUGGUCAAGUGACACAUGAUGUAAAAAUUGACUGGAUUGAAUUGAAUGAGACGGGUCACAAAUUAUUGUUUCGAGAUAAAAAUUUUCAAUUACUACUGUAUGACACAGAAACCACUGCUCGGUCUACUUUACUGAGCCUGUGCUCCUAUGUUCAGUGGGUGCCACAAAGUGAUGUGGUAGUGGCCCAGUCACGAGACACUUUAUGCAUUUGGUAUAACAUUGAAGCCACUGAUCGUGUGACCACAAUCUCACUGAAAGGAGGUGACAUUUUGGAUAUUGUUCGACAGCAUGGUAAAACUGAAGUCUUAGUCAGCGAGGGAAUGACCUCAGUUAGUUAUGCACUGGAUAACGGGUUGAUCGAAUUUGGCACUGCCAUGGACGAUGGUGAUUUUCAACGAGCUGUCGCAUUUCUAGAAAGUUUGCCUGUCAUUCCGGAGACAAAGUCUAUGUGGUCAAAAUUGGCCAAAGCCGCUUUGAAAGCGGGUCAAUUGCUGAUCACCGAACGAUGCUAUGCUGCCCUGGGUUGUGUGAGCAAAGUGCAUUUUUUGCGCAAAACUCGAGAACUGGCAGAGACCGGUGCAGCAGGAGACUACCAAAUCCAGACAAGAAUAGCCAUUUUGGAGAAGGAUUUCAAAGCUGCAGAACACAUUUUACUCUCACAAAACGCCGUGGGUGAAGUGACGGCGAUGUACAAAGAUUUGAACAAAUGGGAUAAUGCGAUUGAGGUGAAUAUUGUUCUGGCAUGGCCUGGGCUGGAGCAACUCCGUAAAGAACAUCAAACUUGGCUUACUGAGACAGGGCAAGAUGAGAAAGCAGCCGAAUUGCGCCAAAGAGAAGGCGAUUUAACUUCCGCAGUGACUUUAUACUUACGUGCAGGUGUACCUGGAAAGGCAGCUCGUUUGAUGAUGUCCGAACCGCAGUUGGCAAAUGAGAGGAGCCUGAUGGAGAGGAUUAUUCAAGUGAGUUUGGUUGCAUUCUUAUACGAGAAAGCCGGGGAAAUGUAUCAGCAAAUGAACCAGCUGGAUAACGCUAUGCGUUGUUAUCGUCAAGGUCACGCUUAUCAGCGUGCUGUCGAACUUGCCCGAUCUGCGUUCCCAUCGGAGGUGAUUCAGGAAGAAUGGGGUGAUUAUUUAGUUACACAACAACAAAUGGACAGUGCGAUUCAUCAUUUCAUUGAAGCAGGUUCAUAUAUCAAAGCAGCGGAUGCCGCAAUCAAUUCGCGACAAUGGAACAAGGCGGCUCAUAUUUUGGCCUCCAUUGAAGACACUAAAUCGCCGGAUAUUUUGGCUCCUUAUUUUCUCAAAUUGGCACAACAUCAUGCUGCGUGUAAGGAAUAUGAGGCUGCGGAAUCCGCCUUUUUCAAGGCAAAUAGAGUCAAUUUGGCCAUUGAAAUGUACAACGCAGCCGGAAUGUGGGAACAAGCGCAUCGGUUGGCCGCAGAGGCGAUGGAUCACGCCGAAUUGACUGACAUGUACCUAUCCCAGGCGGAACAGUUAGAGGCGUCUGGUCAGCUAAAGGAAGCCGAACGAUUGUNNCUGUUGGACCAAACGCAUUUACAUCUGGCACAAGAAUUGGAAAAAGAGGGUAAUUUGAAACAGGCGGAACAAUAUUACUUGGAGGCUAAAGAUUGGAAAUCUGCGAUCAACAUGUAUCGUACACGUGAUCAGUGGGAAGAAGCCUAUCGUGUCUCGUCCAGUUGUACUGCGCAACCGGAAGUUCGUAAACAAGUUGCCUAUUUAUGGGCCAAACAUCUGGGCGGAGACUCGGCUGUUCGAUUGUUGUCCCGAAUCGGACUGCUAGAGAGUGCGAUCGACUAUGCGACAGAGCACUGCGCAUUUGAAUUCGCAUUUGACCUAGCUCGUCUGACCUGUCCGGAACGUGUGAAAGAUGUACACAACAAACUGGCCAUGUUUUUGGAAGACGAAGGAAAAUUUGCCGAGGCUGAGGUAGAAUUUGUGAAGGUUAGUGGGGUUUAUUCCAUUUACCUGGCCUCUUGGACUGCCUGUGUUUUGCCACCCAACAAGGCAAUGUCAUCGGCACAUUCCAAGUCGAUUGAACGUAACCUCGUUAAACCAGCUGGUGGAUUAUCACAGUAA